UGGUUAUGCGUCAGGUCUGUUGUGUUCACACUGAUGGUUCGCUGUAUUCAAACAACACUUUAUCAGAUAUGUCAAUGGUAAAGACAGUUUACUAACCAGAACAUUUUUCACACGUGUUCUUCACAAGUCAGAUGCCCAAUGUCAAAGGCAAGGAGUCUACUUCUCCACCUGAUGGUGGAAAUGUAGAGGAACACUAUGAAAACAUACCUCUGACUUCCUCUCAUGGUUUCACAGAGACAUCAGUGGUAAAUACUUCAUCCAAUCAGACACUGAUUGGUUCUGAUGACAAAAAAAGCCACGCUACACUUUUACCUGAUGGAAGUCCUUUUAAGACAGAAUGGGAUAAGAUAGACAAAGAAAUGAAUGGCGGACAACUGGAUCCUUCAAAACGUAAUGUGAUUGAAGAAGUUACUAACAUAUGUUCCAGAGAAGGAACAAGCCAAAUAGACAGAGAACGUGCCAUUAAAGAGUUGGGUAUCACUAGUACUUCAUUUAUUGGGCCUGCAUGUCGUCCUGAGCCAUCCAUUGAACAGGAACUUUGUGACUUUUACAAAGAGCUUGAGGAAGCAGACAGCAGUGACAAGGUUGAUGGAGAUACCACCAAUGAGCAGUGUCACCAUCUAUCCUACAAUCCAAAAAGCGACCCACCAAACAGGAAAGAUAUUCCAGCUGAUGUAACUGAUCACAGCAGAGCCUACAGACCUUACCCAGAUCCACAUGAACGCAGUGGACAUCAGUGGAAAUACGAAGAUCCAAAGAGAUGGAGACCUCGCCCACAGUAUGGUACGGAUGGUUUUGGCCGAGGGGGGCACUUUCAGAAUUGGUAUCCACCUCCCCCAUGGAUUCCUCAUGGCCCUCCAGACUCAAGGUCCCAGUACUUCACUCCUCCAGGUCCCAUUUAUCCUCCAGACCUUAGACCUCAGCACCCUGGAGGUCCCAUGUAUCCUCCAGAGAUUAGACCUCAGCACAGCUUUUACAGUCAAACUAACAACAGCACCAGGGCCCCGUGGGAAGAGCCACAGUUGCCAUCAAAUGAAUGGCAUGGUUAUGGAAGGGCUUUCUCGUCACAUGGUUAUCCUGGAUUCUUUGGAGAAUAUGAAACACCAUCAAACUGGCAGCGGCAAAACCCUGAGCAACAGUAUAAUUAUGAAGAAGGACAAAAUGAGCAUUAUAAUAACAAUAGUUUAGUUCUCAUAUUGUUGAGGGGGGUCCCAGGGUCUGGAAAAUCCACUCUGGCUAGAGAACUCUUGUCCACUGGUCCUAAUGGAAUGAUACUGAGUACAGAUGACUACUUUUUCCAAGAGAACAGAUAUGUAUUUGACCCUACUCUGCUUGGGGACGCGCAUGACUGGAAUCAGAAGAGAGCUGAACGAGCGAUGUUGGAGGGCCGCUCACCUAUUAUCAUUGACAACACAAAUGUUAAAGCUUGGGAAAUGAAGCCUUAUGUUGAAAUGGCUUCAGAGCACAGAUAUAGAGUAGACUUCCUCGAGCCAGAUACACACUGGAAAUAUGAUCCUGCCCAGUUAGAAAAGAGGAACAAGCAUGGGGUUCCCCAAGAAACAAUAGCAAAGAUGCUGGAUCGUUUCGAGCGGCCUAUGAAUGUUGACAUAGUGAUGAAUUCUGUGGAGCCUCCCCAUAAAUGCAAAGGCAAUUAACUGCGCUCUGAAGACAUUGAACUGUUAUUGUUUCUUUUACCAUAUUUUAGAAUUGAUUUUGAGUCUUUUUUUUAUUUUUAAAAGCUUUCAGAAAUGAAUUCUUUUUUUUUAAGAGUAUGUUAAAAACUCAGGGGCCUGGGUAGCUCGGUGAGCAAAGACGCUGACUACCACCCCUGGAGUUCGCGAGUUCGAAUACCAGGGCAUGCUGAGUGACUCCAGCCAGGUCUCCUAAGCAACCAAAUUGGCCCGGUUGCUAGGGAGGGUAGAGUCACAUGGGGUAACCUCCUCAUGGCCGCUAUAAUGUGGUUCGCUCUCGGUGGGGCACGUGGUGAGUUGUGCGUGGAUGGCGUGAAGCCUCCACAUGCGCUAUGUCUCCGCGGUAAUGCGCUCAACAAGCCACGUGAUAAGAUGCGCGGGUUGAUGGUCUCAGACGCAGAGGCAACUGAAAUUUGUCCUCCGCCACCCGGAUUGAGGUGAGUCACUCCGCCACCACGAGGACUUAAAGCGCAUUGGGAAUUGGGCAUUCCAAAUUGGGAAGAAAAAGGGAGAAAAUACAAAAAAAAUAAAAAAAUAAAAAAAAAUAAAAAAUGUAAAUAUUUGUCAAAAACGUGAAUAUUUAACAACAUCACUCUCUUUGGGGGUGUGACCAAAUGUAAAAGUUUGAGAAUUUGCCAUUGAAAAUCCCAUAUUGAUUGACCUCUAAUCUAAAUAUUGGUGUGUGUGCUCUAGUGUCCAGAGUGAUAUAUUUUUAGCUUUUCUAGAUACAGUUGUGCUCAAAAGUUUGCAUACCCUGGCAGAAAUUGUGAAAUUUUGGCAUUGAUUUUGAAAAUAUGACUGAUCAUGCAAAAAAACUUUUAUUUAAGGAUAGUGAUCAUAUGAAGCCAUUUAUUAUCACAUAGUUGUUUGGCUCCUUUUUAAAUCAUAAUGAUAACAGAAAUCACCCAAAUGGCCCUGAUCAAAAGUUUACAUAGCCUUGAAUGUUUGGCUGUGUUACAGACACACAAGGUGACACACACAGGUUUAAAUGGCAAUUAAAGGUUAAUUUCCCACACCUGUGGCUUUUUAAAUUGCAAUUAGUGCCUGUGUAUAAAUAGUCAAUGAGUUUGUUAGCUCUCACGUGGAUGCACUGAGCAGGCUAGAUACUGAGCCAUGGGGAGCAGAAAAGUAUUGUCAAAAGACCUGCGUAACAAGGUAAUGGAACUUUAUAAAGAUGGAAAAGGAUAUAAAAAGAUAUCCAAAGCCUUGAAAAUGCCAGUCAGUACUGUUCAAUCACUUAUAAAGAAGUGGAAAUCUGUGCUCAAGGGAUCUCUUGAUACCAAGCCAAGGUCAGGUAGACCAAGAAAGAUUUCAGCCACAACUGCCAGAAGAAUUGUUCAGGAUACAAAGAAAAACCCACAGAUAACCUCAGGAGAAAUACAGGCUGCUCUGGAAAAAGACGGUGUGGUUGUUUCAAGAAGCACAAUAUGUCGAUACUUGAACAAAAAUGAGCUGCAUGGUCGAGUUGCCAGAAAGAAGCCUUUACUGCCCCAAUGCCACAAUAUGGCCGACAACACCUUGACACACCUCACAGCUUCUGGCACACAGUAAUUUGGAGUGACGAGACCAAAAUAGAGCUUUAUGGUCACAACCAUAAGCGCUAUGUUUGGAGAGGGGUCAACAAGGCCUAUAGUGAAAAGAAUACCAUCCCCACUGUGAAGCAUGGUGGUGGCUCACUGAUGUUUUGGAGGUGUGUGAGCUCUAAAGGCACGGGGAAUCUUGUGAAAAUUGAUGGCAAGAUGAAUGCAGCAUGUUAUCAGAAAAGACUGGCAGACAAUUUGCAUUCUUCUGCAUGAAAGCUGUGCAUGGGAUGCUCUUGGACUUUUCAGCACAACAGUGACCCUAAGCACAAGGCCAAGUUGACCCUCAAGUGGUUACAGCAGAAAAAUGUGAAGGUUCUGGAGUGGCCAUCACCGUCUCCUGACCUUAAUAUCAUCGAGCCACUCUGGGGAGAUCUCAAACGUGCGGUUCACGCAAGACGACCAAAGACUUUGCAUGACCUGGAGACAUUUUGCCAAGACGAAUGGGCAGCUAUACCACCUGCAAGAAUUUGGGGCCUCAUAGACAACUAUUACAAAAAACUGCACGCUGUCAUUGAUGCUAAAGGGGGCAAUACACAGUAUUAAGAACUAAGGUUAUGCAGACUUUUGAUCAGGGGUCAUUUAAUUUUUUUCUUUGUUGCCAUGUUUUGUUUUAUGAUUGUGCCAUUCUGUUAUAACCUACAGUUGAAUAUGAAUCCCAUAAGAAAUAAAAGAAAUGUGUUUUGCCUGCUCACUCAUGUUUUCUUUAAAAAUGGUACAUAUAUUACCAAUUCUCCAAGGGUAUGCAGACUUUUGAGCACAACUGUAUCACCACAUUUAGAAGUAGGGACCAUUGGUAAGAUAAGACACAUUCUGUGUGAAAAACUAAAUGAAGCAUAAAAACCGUAGUGGCCAAUUGUACACUAGGAGCGUUCUGUGUAUUUCUGAGCAUUACCUACAUUUUCAAUAGACCAGCUCAAUCUACUAGACACUGAUCUAAUCUCAGGGUUUACAUUUUACAAAUGUAAUUUAUCUGCUGGUGUUCUAUAUUGUCGACAGCUCAUUUACUGAAUUACAGGACCACAUUUUUAUUAUCUGUUGAUUGUUUUUGUAAAUAAGUGCUGACUUGUUUUUAUUACAAUGAAAAUAAAACCUUUUUGAAA
Messenger RNA from Myxocyprinus asiaticus (Chinese sucker), 4374 nucleotides. RefSeq names its product NEDD4-binding protein 2-like 2. Gene Ontology annotation, biological process: negative regulation of transcription by RNA polymerase II. Gene Ontology annotation, molecular function: transcription corepressor activity. The record is from RefSeq and is a predicted model, not a curated record. Gene Ontology annotation, cellular component: nucleus. NCBI's taxonomy places the organism in Eukaryota, Metazoa, Chordata, Actinopteri, Cypriniformes, Catostomidae. The transcript is spliced from 6 exons. The coding region runs from base 132 to 1655 and encodes 507 amino acids.